AUGCUAAAAGUCAGUAGUACCAUUUAGUAUUUUAGAAAAUAGGUUCUAAUAGUAUUUUUGAAAACAAAUAGGUGUACAUGGCUUUAGUUUCCCAUUCAUCAACUUAACCAUUAUAAGAAAUCUAAUAUAUAAAAAUAUCAGGGUUCAAUUGUAAUGCCUUCACUUCAAUUCAUAUGGAAUCACAUAGAUGAGAACUGGAUUUGUUAAGGCACAUUUAUUACUUCAAUUCUGA
This is a messenger RNA of Paramecium octaurelia, 232 nucleotides long. NCBI's taxonomy places the organism in Eukaryota, Ciliophora, Oligohymenophorea, Peniculida, Parameciidae. The record is from the annotation of a GenBank genome assembly.